Messenger RNA from Dendrobium catenatum, 435 nucleotides. RefSeq lists its product as uncharacterized. Bases 1 to 435 code for a protein of 144 amino acids. Lineage: Eukaryota; Viridiplantae; Streptophyta; Magnoliopsida; Asparagales; Orchidaceae. The record is from RefSeq and is a predicted model, not a curated record. The transcript has 3 exons.
AUGCGCGACAUGUUCACAGAUAUUAGAAAGUCUGGGAAGCAACCAUUGUGGAUUGGAGAGGAUAAAUGGGCUGAGUUGAACACUUCUUGGGGCAGCGAAGAGUAUACUAGGAAGAGGGAUCAAAAUCAACAUAACAGAGCUUCUAAUGUUGGGAGCUUAGGUAGUUCACUUCAUACUAGCGGCUCCAUUCCACAUACUGAGCACAGGAGUCAUUUGAAAGAGAUGCUUGGUAGAGAACCAACUCCUGUGGAAUUGCAUAGUCGCACUCAUAAGAGACAGGAGGAUCAACAAUGGAUUGAUGAGAGAGCAAGAGAAGCCCAUGAGGAAUAUAUACGGCUUCGAGAGACUCAUGUCGCAUCAGGUGAGGGCUCUUCUGGCGGCUCUGUGGAGUAUUCUGAGUAUCGCAUCUGGUCGCAGGCCGUCAGAGGAAUGUAG